CUUGAAACUACCCACCAAAGUUUCCUUACAAACUACGCUUCUUUCUCUCCAAAAACCAGUAUAUAGAUUAUAGAGGGUUUGGCAGCACAGAACACAUUUCUUUAUUUUUCAUAAAAACUUCUUUCAAUCUCUGAGUUAGAGACUUUUGUAGGUCAUAUAACCUCUCCUCCUUCCUCUUCAUCUCUGAACUUCCAUUCAUGUUCUAUCUAUAUAUUCUAUAGUUUGCCUUAUCUUCUCCAACAGUAUAUCUCUCUCUCUUUUGAUUCUUGUUAGGGUUUUAGUGAGGAUUUGGAGGAAUGGAAAACGUUUCCACUACUGCAAAAGAAGAUGAACAAAUAGAAUUGCCACCGGGUUUUCGAUUUCACCCGACUGAUGAAGAGCUUAUAACUCACUACCUAUCUCCAAAGGUUCUUGACGCCAACUUCUUAGCUGUAGCAAUCGGUGAGGUUGAUUUGAACAAGUGUGAACCUUGGGAUUUGCCAUGGAGAGCUAAAAUGGGUGAGAAGGAAUGGUAUUUCUUCUGUGUUAGAGACAGAAAGUACCCAACUGGUUUGAGGACAAACAGGGCUACUGAUGCCGGGUAUUGGAAAGCCACAGGCAAAGACAAGGAGAUAUACAAAGGGAAAGCGCUGGUUGGAAUGAAGAAAACUCUUGUUUUCUACAAGGGGAGGGCUCCAAAAGGAGAAAAAUCCAAUUGGGUCAUGCACGAAUAUAGAUUAGAGGGCAAAUAUUCUGGAUACAAUCUCCCAAAAACGGCCAGGAAUGAGUGGGUUAUAUGCAGAGUUUUUAACAAAAUAUCAGGUGGAAAGAAAACCCACAUUUCAGGGUUAAUGAAGCUAAGCCCCUAUGCUAACGAAUCGCGCCCUUCACUAUUGCCUCCAUUGAUGGAUUCUUCUCCAUACAAUAGUGAAAAAAGAACAGGGGCUGGUGAGACAUCUCACGUGACCUGCUUCUCCAGUCCAAUGGAGAACCAUAAGACAAAGGAACACAUGGUUGAUAACUUCAACACUGGUCUCUUAGCUGCUUCAUCUUCCUCAAAUCCUUCCUAUAUUUCCUCUGCUCCAAACUCUGCCUACCACACAAACAUGGGAAAUUUGCAAUACUCAGACACUGCUUUGAUGCAAGACCAAUUAUUCCGGAUGUUGUUUGAAAAUCAUGCUAUAAACAUGAAGCAGAAUAUGAAAGCAGAGUUCUCGCCUGAAACAGGCUUCAGUACCGAUAUGUCUUCGGUGGUAUCCAAUCAUGACAUGGCUAGGAGAUCAUUUGAGGAUCAAGACGAUCCAUCAACUUCUGGUGGACCAGUAGACAUUGAUUGUCUAUGGAAUUACUGAAUUUAAGGUUGGAAGAAAGUUAUGAAGAAAGAGAAGAGGAAAUGGUUCAGGAAAUUACUAUUUGUUGUACAAAAUUUGUGUUGUGUGUCUGUGUAUAGAUUCUCUGCAUACAAAUUAUUAUUAGGUAGUAAAGGAGGUGCAUGUAUUGUAAGAAAAUUAGACUUGUGCUUCCUUUUGGUUUUUGUAGCUUAUCAGCAUUAAACUGGUGACCUUAUAAUGGUGAAAUUUGCUUGUGUACAGAA
Molecule: messenger RNA, 1573 nt
Organism: Quercus lobata
Lineage: Eukaryota; Viridiplantae; Streptophyta; Magnoliopsida; Fagales; Fagaceae
Product: NAC domain-containing protein 100-like
Exons: 4
Coding region: 297-1331 (344 amino acids)
Biological process (GO): regulation of DNA-templated transcription
Molecular function (GO): DNA binding
Source: RefSeq, a predicted model, not a curated record